Gambusia affinis (western mosquitofish) is the source of this 1186-nucleotide messenger RNA. RefSeq lists its product as uncharacterized. The transcript is spliced from 4 exons. The record is from RefSeq and is a predicted model, not a curated record. Bases 389 to 1186 code for a protein of 265 amino acids. Lineage: Eukaryota; Metazoa; Chordata; Actinopteri; Cyprinodontiformes; Poeciliidae.
AUCAGCAUAAAAUUUUUGGCAGAAGAAUUAGUACAAUCUCAAAGGAAUCAUAGAAGUCUCUAAUUAUGUCAUUUUCUUACUGCUAGAUAAAAAGGUUUUUCACUCUUAGCCUCUGAUUUCUCUCUCUCUCUUUUGCUGUCUCUCACUUUCUCUCUGUAUGCUCUCUCUCACAUGUACAGGAAUACGCACUUCAUUUGCGAUCUCCUUGUUUUGAAGGAUUCAAUUCACGUCCUCCAGAGCGUCAAGUCGGCAGGCGUCUCUUUAUGGUUUUGUAAUGAUUAACUUUGUGUCCAUAAAAAGAUUGGAGAAACAAAGAACUCUGGGACGAGCAAAAGAAGAACUGACGAGAAAAAAACAUCCUUCACAGUGAAAUGCAGGACGGUUAACAAUGGAGUUCACAGUUUUGCUCUUCCUUUUUCCUGCGUUUACGCUCACAAUGCAAGACUCAGUAAAAUUGGAGGUGAGCCCCAAGAUACUGGCAGAGUGUGGCAAACCAGUUUCUCUUCACUGCAACUCAUCAUCACCUCAGCUUGGACUGUCAGUGAAAUACAUGGAGUGGUCCCAUGGCAACAUGUCUUUAUGCUCAGUGGACAGCGAACAAACAAUAACGAAAUUGCAAAGACACUUUCAAAGUGACUUCGACUGCAAGUACGAAGAUGGACGACUAUCCCUGGUGUUUGAAAGAAUGCUGCCUCUGCAGAGCGGACAAUACAGGUGCAAAUUGCGCUCCAACAAAGGAGUGGCAAAUGAAUGCACAAAGGUGCAGCUGCAAGAGUUCUGUGGGAAAGUGGAAGCUGUUUUAAGGAGUGAUGGUCCAUCCUGCAUCUUCAACCACGUCUAUCCAGACGGAGAUGUGUACUGGUUUCAUGACUCUCGUAACGUCUCAGAUGGGUCCGUGAUGCAGCACACAGCUAAAAGCAUCGAUAGCCACGGCUGGAUGAUCAUACACAGUUGGUUGACCCUAAACGGUACAUCAGAGAGAAGUUCACACAAGCCAUAUAACUGUUCUUUGAAAAGUUCUACUUCUGGGAAAUACAUUGCAAGUACUUUAGUUCAGAAACAUCAACAUCGGGCUGCUCAAGGUGCUGCAGGGUACAACCGUUCUGCAGGAAACAGAGAGAGAUCACAGCAAGCUGGGAAGAUUGCUUUGGCUAUUUUAGUCCCUCUCAUUUCCAUGUUAAAGUAA